This is a messenger RNA of Rotaria sp. Silwood2, 2295 nucleotides long. NCBI's taxonomy places the organism in Eukaryota, Metazoa, Rotifera, Eurotatoria, Philodinida, Philodinidae. The record is from the annotation of a GenBank genome assembly.
AUGGCUGAUAGUUCAAAGCUGACCGGCAAAGAUCAAACCAACCUCGAAGAACUUACUGUGAUAUGGGUCGAUGAAUAUUCUCAAGAUCUUACUACUCGAACACGUUUACGUUGCAUUAUUAAUUUUCUCAAAGUAUUUACACAUAUAGGCAGUUGUAUUGAUUAUAUUCAAUCGGUACCCAACGAGCAUCUUUUUGUAAUUGUAUCCGGUCAACUGAGUUCUCAAAUAAUCCCAGUUAUUCAAGAUUUACCACAAGUACUACAUGUUGGUACAUUUUGCGAUCAAGAAUCUUUGUAUGAAAAACUUUCUAAUGAUGUCAAUCAUUAUUAUGCUACUCAUUCGAUACCAAUGUCAUGUUUAUCGGAAAGAAGUCUGCGCGAUUUGACUAAGGAUGCAGGCGAUUUCUUCUGGUUUCGAUUGUUCGUUACCGCUCUUCUUCAAAUGCCACCAUCGAACACAGCUAAAUGUGAUCUUCUGAAACUUGCUCGAGAAUUUUACUGUGGCAACGAGAUCGAAUUGAGGCGUAUCGAUGAUUUCGAGCGAAAUUACGAUCAAACUCGAGCGUUAAGAUGGUAUACGAGUGAUUCAGAACGCGCUCGUUUGGAUAAAAUGAAUACAAUUACUCUAUACCGUGGACAAUAUAUGACGAUGGAAGAUUUUGCAAAACUACGCGCUAACAUUAGCAAAGUAGUCUCUACCAAUUCAUUUUUGUCGACAAGUACGAAUAGUCAAGUUGCCAUGAUAUAUGCAGGUAAUGGAUGUUCUCCUCCUAAUAUGCACUCUGUACUGUUUCAAAUUACUGUUGAUCUCAAUACACUAUCGAAGAAAAAUCAACAUCCAUUCGCCGAUAUCAGUGCCUAUAGCCAGUUUACUGAUGAACAAGAGGUUCUCUUCUCAUUAGCGGCUAUGUUUCGUAUUGAAGGCGUUGUCGAACAAUCAAACCAUAUGUGGCUAGCGAAACUUAUUUUUAUUGAUAGUACAGAAGAAAUGGAAGAGAUGCAUAAACUGAGCGAGUACUUGGGAAUUUACUCACAUGAAUCAACAACAUUGGCCAAUCUUGCACAAAUUCUCUUUUUAAUGUCCGAUUAUUGCCGCGCGAUUUCUUUUUGCCAAAAGAUUUUAAGUGAAAUGCCUGAUAAUUUGCCUCUGGCUAUUCAUUGCUUGAACAUAAUGGGUGAAUCCUACAAAAAUGAGCCCACACUGGCACUACAAUCGUUUGAACAAGCACUAGAACUGCAAUUGAAAUACAAUCCAACUGAUCGGAAAAGUCUGGCAACUAUUUAUAAUAAUUUAGGUUUUGCACAUCGUCGACUUCGAUCCAAUAAUGAGAUUGUUAUUCACUAUUAUGAAAAAGCAUUGGAAAUGUAUGUAACUGAUUCUGAUCCGGAGAAUAUCGACUGGUGCUUAGUUGCUACUUUUCUCAACAAUAUGGUGACUGCUGACCCGACAAGUGAUAGUAACUUAGCUCUCAAACGAGAGCAACUUGUACUUGAUAUUCGACUCAAGUUUUUACCACUAUCACAUCCGCUAGUAGCAAGUACGCAUACUGUACUGGCCGACAUUUAUAGUUCUCGAAGUGAAUUUGACGAAGCUUUGGAACAUUACAACGAAGCGUUACGAAUCAAACUUAGAUAUUUACCAAACGAACAUGUUUCAAUCGCUAGUGUCCGUUCGAGUAUAGCUUUACUUUAUUUGAACAAAGGCGAUUAUGAAAUGAGUGUUGACCAGAAGGCUGCUGCUGAAGAGAGCUACGCCAAAUCGUUGGAAUUGAAUACUAGUAUUCUCAGUACACUGCUGUCUCUUAAAUUAUCACUAGCGACAGAUUACGAACUAUUGUCUUUUGUAAUCAAUAAUUUAGGCGUUGUAUACACUCGACUUAACCGCUAUGAUGAAGCCUUAGAAUACUUAUCGAUGCAUAAGAUCAUGAUUACUAAACAUCUUCCUGAAAAUCAUUACAAUUACGGUGCAAUCCUAAAGAAUAUAGGCCGAGUUUACAUGUUCCAAGGAAAAAUGGAUAAAAGUAUGGAGUAUUAUAUGCUUGCACUAGAUUUUUUCCAUCAUAUUAAUCUUACUAAGGCUUCAAUAGUUGCUCAAAUCUAUUUUUAUAUGGGCGAAUGGUAUGAACAAAUGCAUCAGAUGCAUCGAGCUGUCGAAUAUUAUGAACGUGCAGUUGAACUUGGCACAGCUACAUUAAGAUCAGGUCAUCCAACUAUUAAACAUUACACAAAUACUUUAGCUUGCAAAAAGACUGAACUCGUAUCGAAGGAAGCGCCCGAAAAAGUUUCCCGAAUAUAA